UCUCUUCUCUCCGCUGGGGUCGCAGAGGCGUAAUAAGCUAGCUAGCUUGCCAUGCUCCGCGCGUGAGCAUUGUCGGGCACUUAAGCGCAAACUAAAGUGCCAAUUAAGCGCAAAGCGGGGAUGCUUAGGGCAUAUACGGCGUGCAGAGCAUCUCCCCGAUGUGGGCGAGAGAGAAUAUCUACUCCCAUUGCUUGCUGGGCUUCCGGCGGGCAGCUGUUACGGAGAGAGCACCAUACGCGCACUAGUUUCUUCCUUUCUUUUCCUUGCCCCGUCCCGUCCCGUCCUCCUCUAAUCAUCAGCUCGGGAAUCAGGCACCAACUAAGUGUUGGUGACUUUGAGAUCCGCCCCCCCCCCCCCCCCCCCACUUCACUCGUCUCCUCCCCGUUGCGUUGCUUUAAUACCCACAGCGGAGGCAGGCGCACAUCUCCUCAGAUUUGCUAACAGAGAGAGCACACGCGACAAGAUCUCCCCCUCGAUUGUACGCAGCUACAGCUCCCAGGUACAUAUUAGCGCUCCCUCUCUCCCUUGGUUGCCAUGGCACCAGAUUUGCUUGCCUUGAGUGCCUUGUCGCUGGAAGCAGAUUCGCUUCGCAAUGGCGACCCCUGCUACCCUCUCCCCUCGGACUCGUCCAAGAACGCCCCCAACAAGGCAGCUGCAGCCGAGAGAAGCCGCAGCGAUCCGAGCCCAGUAGUGGGGGCAGCAGCAGCAGCUGCUGCAAGCAGCCCGUUGCUGUCCCCUCGGCCAACUCUCAUGAGGCUCGAGACUGUCAAGAGCAGCGAGUGCCUGGAAGCAUUGAUGCUGUCGCCCAGCGUCCGGUCCACCGUCAGCGGUGGACUGUUCUCGCCCCGUAUUCACUCGUUCGAGCCUCACCCCAUGAUCGGGGAGGCAUGGGAGCAUUUGCGCAGAUCUAUCGUCUACUUCCGCGGCAAUCCGGUGGGCACCAUUGCUGCCAACGAUUCGGUCGAGGAAGUGCUCAACUACAACCAGGUGUUUGUGCGCGACUUCGUGCCCAGUGCCCUGGCCUUCCUCAUGAAUGGCGAGUCCGACAUCGUCAAAAACUUUCUGCUCAAGGCGCUCCGGCUGCAAGCGUGGGAGAAGCGGAUCGACAACUUCACGCUGGGGCAAGGGGCCAUGCCCGCCAGCUUCAAAGUCCUCCACGACCCGGUGCGGAGGACAGACACCAUGGUGGCGGACUUUGGAGAGAGCGCCAUCGGGCGGGUGGCGCCGGUGGACUCGGGCUUCUGGUGGAUCAUCCUGCUGCGAGCCUACACCCGCUCCACCGGGGACCACAGCCUGGCCGACAUGCCCGACUGCCAGCGGGGUAUCAAGCUCAUCCUCACGCUCUGCCUGGCCGAGGGCUUCGACACCUUCCCCACGCUGCUCUGUGCCGAUGGCUGCUGCAUGGUGGACCGGCGAAUGGGGAUCUACGGCUAUCCCAUCGAGAUCCAGGCGCUCUUUUUCAUGGCCCUGCGCUGCGCCAAGACGAUGCUCAAGCAGGAGGCGCCGGGCAACAAGGAGCUGCUUGAGCGCAUCGACAAACGGCUCAACGCGCUGAGCUACCACAUGCGCAACUACUUUUGGCUCGACCACCACCAGCUCAACAGCAUCUACCGCUACAAGACGGAGGAGUACUCGCACACGGCGGUGAACAAGUUCAACGUCAUCCCCGAGUCCAUCCCCGACUGGGUGUUCGACUUCAUGCCCAUGCGCGGGGGCUACUUCAUUGGCAAUGUCAGCCCCGCGCGCAUGGACUUCAGGUGGUUCCUGCUCGGCAACUGCGUCGCCAUCCUGUCGUCCAUGGCCACCUCGGAGCAGGCCGAGGCCAUCAUGGACCUCAUCGAGGAGCGCUGGGAGGACCUGGUGGGAGAGAUGCCGCUCAAGAUCUCCUACCCGGCCAUCGAGGGACAUGAGUGGCGGAUCGUGACGGGCUUCGACCCCAAAAACACGAGGUGGAGCUACCACAACGGAGGCUCCUGGCCAGUACUCCUGUGGCUGCUGACGGCGGCGUGCGUCAAGACGGGGAGGCCACAGAUGGCACGCAGGGCGAUCGAGCAGGCGGAGCAGCGGUUGUCGCUGGACGGGUGGCCCGAGUAUUACGACGGCAAGCUGGGACGCUACAUUGGCAAGCAGGCCCGCAAGCUGCAGACGUGGUCCAUUGCUGGCUACCUGGUUGCCAAGAUGCUGCUCGAAGACCCCACGCACUUGGGCAUGGUGUCGCUCGACGAGGACAGGAACAUGAAGACACUCAUGACGCGAUCCGCCUCUUGGACGGUGUAGCUUAAAGAUCCCUUGGUACCCCCACACCAGCGACAGAACUCCAUAAAAUAUACAUCUAUUCUUUUCUCCUUCCUUUCAUCACGAGGAAAGGAGCUCCACAUUGUAGCCUAGCCUAGCCUAGCUAUGGAGGUGACGCCGCUUGGCUCUUCCCGCGCUUGUCACCGGUAUAAGUUGCACAGCGGCUAGCAAACAAAUUACAGGCGGGCAUGGUCGCACAUUUGAAAAUUUCAUCAAUAUGCUGGCAUUCCCAUA
Molecule: messenger RNA, 2529 nt
Organism: Selaginella moellendorffii
Lineage: Eukaryota; Viridiplantae; Streptophyta; Lycopodiopsida; Selaginellales; Selaginellaceae
Product: probable alkaline/neutral invertase B
Exons: 4
Coding region: 535-2277 (580 amino acids)
Biological process (GO): sucrose catabolic process
Molecular function (GO): endo-alpha-N-acetylgalactosaminidase activity; sucrose alpha-glucosidase activity
Source: RefSeq, a predicted model, not a curated record